This is a messenger RNA of Fusarium venenatum, 330 nucleotides long. The record is from RefSeq and is a predicted model, not a curated record. Lineage: Eukaryota; Fungi; Ascomycota; Sordariomycetes; Hypocreales; Nectriaceae.
AUGGAAGAAUUCUGGUUCACUGCUAUUGCUACCAUGGUUGUGUAUCUUGCGGCAGCAUUGGUAACCAACGCGACGCAGUUUGGUAAGAUCCUGAUACUCUUUCUUCUUGGCGGUUCGGUGGCACUCUUGGCUAUAUCAAAUUCCUUGACGGACAAGAUCCUGAUGCACGGCUACAUCCUUCAUGAACCUAAGUAUUACAAACGGCGUGCGGAACUUGCUGAUGAACUCAUUAAAGAGACGGGGCGAAAUGAUUGGGCCUUGGGUAUGGGUAUGAUUCCAAGCAAGGGUAAUUCAGAUGGGACGGCUGCCACAGGUGCUGUUGUAAUAUAA